Molecule: messenger RNA, 4119 nt
Organism: Cygnus atratus (black swan)
Lineage: Eukaryota; Metazoa; Chordata; Aves; Anseriformes; Anatidae
Gene: POT1
Product: protection of telomeres 1
Exons: 21
Coding region: 212-2563 (783 amino acids)
Biological process (GO): telomere capping; regulation of telomere maintenance via telomerase
Cellular component (GO): chromosome, telomeric region; nuclear telomere cap complex
Molecular function (GO): G-rich strand telomeric DNA binding; telomerase inhibitor activity
Source: RefSeq, a predicted model, not a curated record
GGCAUGCGCUCAGUGCGAGCAGGCGAGAAAGCCGGGCGGAAGUGUUUGCGGCGGGCCGGGCGGAAGUGGUGCUGGCGGCGGACGGUGCCGCGCCGCUCUGGCGGGCAGGAACUGUUAUCCCACGUGUUGCUGGUGCCUUCCAAGAGCACCAGGUGUGGUUCUGGAGACCUGAGGAGGCUGAUACAAUUAAUGCCACUGAUCGCUGCUUCACAUGUUGGAGUCAUAUAAAGCAACCAUGCCUGUUCAGCUGCUGAAGAUCAUUAAAGGAAAAUCUGAGCCUCCACUACCAAGCCACUUGCAGAGGGAGGAUUUAAAACAUUUGCACGCAGGCUUGGAUCAUACCAACAAAUACUUCCAGGGAGUUGUUAUUCUUUCCUACCCACUAACAAAACUUGGAGAUGGGACAGACUUUUUCAAGAUUGUUCUUCAAGAUAACUCGUGUGCAAGGAUUGACAGUAUCAAUAUUUUGAUAUAUGGAAAAAUGGCAGAUGAUUGUGCAAAAGUUAUACGUAAUGGGGACACCUGUAUAGUUGCUGGAUUUAAGUUGGCAAAAUCACCUACAGCAAGAGAAGAUGGUAGACAUGGUUGUCACCUGGAGGUGUCGGAAGAAGCUGGAUCAGCCAUUUAUAUUUAUGCUCAGCCAAGCACAACUACUGGUUCAGAAACUGCAUCUGUGUCUGUUGCACCAAAAUACGUGUAUACUCCUCUGAAUCAUCUUAAAGAUGGAACUAUAGUGAACUUGUAUGGUAUUGUGAAAUUCUUCAAGCCUCCAUAUGUAAGCAAAGGAACAGAUUAUUGCUCAGUGGUAACGCUUGUGGACCAAUCAAAUGUGAAGUUAACAUGUACUCUUUUUAAUGGAAAUCUGGAUUCUCUACCAAAAAUUUACAAAAUCGGAGAUAUUGUUCGAUUUCAUAGAAUAAAGAUCAGAGAAUACAAUGGACAGAUGCAGGGAAUUACCAGUGCAGGAUUUGCAUCCUUGACAUUUGAUGGAACUGUAGGAGCACCAGUAGUUCCUCGAACCUCUAGUAAAGUAUAUACUUUCAUGGAUGAAGAACAAAAAACAGUAGAAGAAUUACGUAUUUGGGCAGCCAGUAAUCUUUCCAUCUCUGGACCAGCAGCAAAACUGUCUGGUGUUCGACCAAUGCUGUUCUUUGAUCUCACUUGCCAGCUGGUGGGGAAGGCACAAGUGGAUGGAUCUUCUUUUCUUCUAAAGGUGUGGGAUGGCACAAAAUGUCCCUACCCAACGUGGAGGGUACCUAUAGAAGCAAAAGACCUGGAAGGAGAAAAAGUUCUUCUUCAUCGGCUGCGAAAUCUAACAGUGGAUAUUCUGGUUUAUGACAACCACGUACAACUGGCAAAAUCACUCAAGAUUGGAAGUUUUCUGAGAAUUUACAGUAUUCAUACAAAACAAGCAAGUGCUGAAAAUGAAGAUGUUUCCCAUGUAGAAUUCCAUCUUCAUGGUGGCACCUGUUACGGUCGAGGAAUAGGAGUGUUACCAGAAAGUCACCGAGAUGUUAAAGAACUAAAAACAUUCUUAGAAUCUGUGGAACUGGCAGACAGUCAGAGUAUGGACAGCAUGUCUUCGCUGGAAUUAGAUAGCACUUCUAACAGUAUUGCAGAUCUUGAAUCACAGAGAUGUCAGCAAUUAUCUGUUACAGUAUUGACAGAUCAUCAGGAUUUGAGUAACACAGUACUGAAAACUAUUCGGAACAGCAGAGCUCCUCAACAGUAUCGCAUUAGAGCAAAGCUGAGAACUUUUAAACCCCAGAAGCUCUAUCAGUCUAUUAAACUUCAUUGUUCCAAAUGCAAUUCUUUGCAAGAAGUUCCAGAUGGAGAUGCCUUUGACUUAAUUUUGCAAGGCUCUGCAGUUACUCCCCCAAACCCAGAAUUACACAGUACGUCCUGGUAUGAAUCUGUAAUGUGGACAACACAAGACCAGAAACAAAGGAAAAUAACUAUUCAUUUUGUAAAGCACGAUGAAAUGCUUCUAUAUCCUGAAGAUACCUUGCUUAUGAUAGAAGGUGGAACAUCAAAAGAAAUCUGGAAGCUUACAAGAAGAUUUAAAUGUGUUAUUCCUGUGAGAUCCACAAAGAAUGAUCUUGAAUUAUUAGAUCUUUCAGCUCCUUUUCUUUUACAAGGAAAAGUAAAAUAUUAUGGGUGCAAGCAGUGUUCAACUCCAAAGCCUAUUAAGAAUCUAAGUUCCCUGGCAGCAGAACCACGACCAUCAUGGGAACCAACCGAAAUAGCACAAGUUUUAGGUAUUGAACUACUCCAGUAUGUGUUUAUUAUGAAGUUUACACUGGUUGAUGGAACAGGAGCACUAAAUGCAUACCUUUUUGAUUACGAGAAGUUCUUCCAAAUUCCUGCCUCUGAAAUCUUAAGUAAUAAUUUUCUUCAGCAAAAGAUGCAGAUGACCAUGAAUACACUUUGUCCUCCAGGAAGAAAAUUAGAUGACUUGCCGUGGCUGGAAUGCUUCAUCAAGUCCUAUAAUAUCACAGAUGGGAAGAAACAGCAAGUUUAUUACCAAAUUUUUGACACUACGGUUGCUGAAGAUGUUGUAUAGUAAUGUGUUACUAGUAGAAAGUAAUUCAGUAAGAAUCUUAUUUUUUAUUUUUUUUUGGAUUGGAGACUGUAUAAUAAAACCUAUGUUCCUUUCUUAGGAAUUCAGCCUGUGUGCAUUAAGUUUUAGUUUCUGUAUUGAGUUAAGGUGAAUGGGAGUUUUGUUUUGAUGUAUUUACUAUAUUCCUGGCACACAGCCUUGUGAUCUGAAUGCAGUUGGAGGUGGUAAGCAAUUGGAAGCAAUCUAGUAUCCUGCUAUCUUUCAAAAAGGCAGUGAUGAGGUUACUUUAAACUGGUGAAUUUUACUUAGAAAAUGCAGUCAGAAUGAUGCUGCAUAGUUCAUUUCUAUAUUAAAAUAAGCAUUGUCAGUAGAGAUACGGAAUAGGAGCUGUUCAGUAAACUUUCAAACUAUGUUCUACAAGCGUUUUGGUGGUGUAACAAAUAUGAUCAUGUAAUGAUUAUCACUAAAGUUAAAGUCAAGUCAUGAAAGUAAGCUGAAGGAAAAUUGUAAACUGAAUAUUGGUAUUCACUAGAUUGUAAUGAUUUUUUAAGGUGGCCCUAUUGGGGACCAGCGUUGUUAUCAUGUUUAUUACCUAGCUGUGUUUUCAAAGGCUCUCACAUACCGGGGUAAAUUUUCUGUCAGAUUACACUGCCCGUAUCUGACUUUUCUAUCUUUCAUAAUGAGAUUGUAUGACUAAAUUUAGAGAAACCAAACCAAUAUAGUGAUGUCAUGGCUUGAAAAUACUGCUCGAGUAGGAAAAUUACUUGGUUUUACUUUGCAUUCAGAAGUACAUAGGACAAAUUCGGGACAUGUUUCCUCAGUGGUAAUUAAUGUAGAAAUCCCUGUCAAAUCAAAUGCUUCCCAUCCGAGAAAAAUCACUUAAUAUUUACAACAGCUGUUUUUUAAGGGAGUUCAGAAGCAAGAUGCAAUACUUGUAAGUAGAUUAUUAUUUUGAUAGUAGAUGACACUUUCUUUUUUAAUUUUUAUGGGAUGCUUACUAGAUUAUACAAUUUGUCAAUUUAAAAUUUAGUCUACAUAUUUUCUGAUACUCUAAAAAUUUAUAGUGAGUUUACGUGCCAUAAAUCUUGAGAAUGUGUUCUUUAUUGAUCAGUGUAUGGGGAGAACGAAUAUUAAAGGGUGGUUAUUGCAUAUUUACUUCAAAAGCUAGGGAAAAACUCAACUUUGGAAUGGGGCUAGCAGUUUACCAAAGAGCAGUACUGACUUAUCAAACAUUGCCCGAAUCUGUGAACAGACACAUAAGAAGAAAAAAUAAUUAUAAAGGAUAUUAUAAAACUUUAGACACUGGCAGGAUCCCAGUGAUUUCAGAAGUUAGGAUUUAAAUUGAAGGCAAUCUUUUUUGCUUUUCUUGUAUAUAGUGCAUGAAAACUUUUGAAUAUAUUUUGAUUUUUAAAUUUUUGUUAACAACUGAUAACAGAUAUUGAUAAUGUACAUUUUAUUGUAAAUAAGUCUUUUCAUCACAUCCCGUGUCUGAGAUGCCUGUCAGAAAACUGACGCUUUUCUGCUGUUGAAUAUUGUAUUAAAACGUUUAUUAAAGAUUU